CCGAUCCAAUUGAAAGCUCAAUACUCUCGCCGCUGCUGCUGUGGUUCAAGACGUCUAGGUCAGUGCAUUCAUGACUGGCGGUUUCAUCUUGCUGUUUGGGCGAAGAGGGAAAUGGGAGGGUUCGAAAAGGAGAAUCAGGUCAAAGAGAACUUGUAAUUUUUUAUUAGUGCAUUCGCACUUCUGAAAGAAGCAUUGUGUGCUGAGAUUAUAUCAGAUGUUUGCAACGCAAAAGUGAUUUGAUAUACUAAGACUAUAUAGUCUAAAAAUACAUUUUCCUUCAAGUUGAUAGUUGCCUUUUGUGAAGCUAGAUAACUCCCUGAAGCGCCACGCAAUACGCAUUGCUUAUCAGCAUUAAAACACGUUCGUGGGUAGUUUUCCUAAUAAUUUAAGUGUAAAUCGAAGUUCCCUUUAUUGCUUUUACUCCUGACGUUGCCCGUGUUGGUUCUAACCCAACUCCAGACUAGAGCAGGCGCGGUGCUGGACAUCAGGACUAAAACCCAAUAACUGCAAGACGCUUUCAUUGAAUCAUCGAUGGGAUUUUCGGAAAGAACGGUAAAAUUGCAUUAAAUGUUUGUUAUAAACAUGCACGGCCGUUAUUCAUGCUAGCGGAGGUGAGAUUGUUACCAAAGUAAUCGACGCGGACUGAACACCGGAGCGACUCGGAAAUCUAACUGCGUGUUUGCAUUAAAAUUCACCGUUUAAUUAAAAGGGAUCGUGAAAACUCGUUUUAUUAAUAUUAGUUAAAGAUGUAACAAGUGGAAACCGCUUGAGGUGUUGAGGUGCAUUGGUACUUGCUCUUUUGCCCUAACCUGGUGCAGUUUAAGAAAUUCUCUUUAGUUUAAUAUUACCGCUUGAUUUCUGCUGGUUCCACGGAGACUUCAAACACCUGGCGAGUCUUUCCUGGUACGGUUUGAAAAAAAGCGCGCAGAGUUCCGUCAGGAGAAUAAUAGAUUAUUUUAAUGUUUUACUAAUUCGGCAGCGGGGCUGGUGUGUUUGACUACAGGCUCGGUGAUACGAGCUCAAUGAUCAGAGCAGCGCUGCUUCGCUCGAUGUGUCAGAGUGAAAGGUCUCUCAUAGGUGGUCACGAAACUUGCGUAAAAGCUCUUUUCAUAUUGCAAACUGUUGGCUACUUCGCCCGGAUUUCCAUUAGGGGAGGAUGUUGUCCGCUCUCCUCUCGGCAAAGAUGCAUCCUAUCUCAUAAAAAAGACUUUGAAACGCGGGAAGAAGAGCGUGUCUGUGCAAGGUGUCGUGCAGCCGCUGAUCCGGAGAAUCAGAAGCUCACUGCUGAAAGGAGAUGAAAAUGCUCAGUAACAAUCCAGCUCUUACUUCUUAGGAUUUAUUCAAGGACCAACAAAGCAUUCUGCGAACAAAUAAUUUACAAAUGUUUUUGAGCUCAGGCGCUACAAUAAUGUUGAGCCCUGUAAUGUCUGUGAUGAAGUUACUAACGAUAAGGUAAGUGGUGCUGGACGAUUCCUAGAGGCGGUCACGCAUGUGUACGGGACUGCACAUAGACAUCCAUGAUGGACAGUAACUUUAAUCUGACAGCGUGGGAGAACGGGAGCACGGGUGCAAACCUCGUUAAAAGAUAUCCCUUCACCAUCUUCAGCAUCCUCAUUGUGACUUUGUUAGUCAUCUUGAUCAUUGCUACUUUUCUGUGGAACCUGUUGGUGCUGGUUACAAUCCUGAGGGUGAAGACUUUCCACAGGGUGCCUCACAACCUGGUGGCUUCGAUGGCGGUGUCGGACGUCAUGGUGGCGGCCCUGGUGAUGCCCCUCAGCCUCGUCAACGAGCUCUCGGGGAGGAGAUGGCGUCUGGGCCGGCUUCUGUGCGACGUGUGGGUUUCCUUCGACGUGCUCUGCUGCACGGCCAGCAUCUGGAACGUGACCGCAAUCGCCCUGGACAGGUACUGGUCCAUCACCAGGCACCUGGAGUACACCCUGAAGACGAGGAAAAAAAUCUCCAACGUCAUGAUAGCCCUGACGUGGCUCCUGUCAGCGGUGAUUUCUCUGUCCCCCCUCUUUGGGUGGGGAGAGACGUACACGGCCGACGACGAAAGCUGUCAGGUGAGCCAGGAGCCUUCCUAUGCGAUCUUCUCCACUUGCGGGGCGUUCUACCUGCCCCUCUCGGUGGUGCUCUUCGUGUACUGGAAGAUUUACAAAGCGGCGAAAUUCAGGAUUGGGAGCCGCAAGAGGAACGCCGUCAUGCCUUUGUCUGGUGUGGUUCAGGUGAAGGAGGCCUCUCGUGAGCCCCAGAUGGUGUUCACGGCGCGUCACGCCGCCAUCACCUUCCAGCCAGACGGCGAGAGCUGGCGGGAGCAGAAGGAGAGGAAGGCCGCCCUGAUGGUGGGGAUCCUGAUCGGGGUCUUCGUGCUCUGCUGGAUCCCCUUCUUCAUCACCGAGCUCGUCGGCCCGCUGUGCUCCUGCAGCGUGCCGCCCACCUGGAAAAGCAUCUUCCUGUGGCUCGGCUACUCCAACUCCUUCUUCAACCCCCUCAUCUACACCGCCUUCAACAAGAACUAUAACAACGCCUUCAGGAACCUGUUCUCCAAGCAGAGGUGAAGCCCAGCUGCAGCUGGGCGGCACCCAGUCCACAAAGGCCCACAGCACGAGGUAGAUACUCAAAGCACAGGCAACAGCAGAGGUAGAUGAUAUCAGUCUUUCUCCACGGCUCUAUUACACCUGGUUUCCAUGAACCGUCUGGAUGUUGGGGUGGACAGCCCUGUGUCCAGUAGGAUGGCUCACAGCGAGGCUGGAAGAACAGUGUAUGAGUCCAGGGAACAUGAUGAAUGUGAUCAGGAUCUUUCAGAAGAAUUGAAUUCUAGAUUGAAGUAGAAGAGUGGCUUUUUUAUUUCACACAAAUCAAACUAAACCUGUACAGUUCUUUGCUAGAGAACUGACAAGUCAACAUAAGAUACAAGGUUCAAAUCGGUUCAUUUUGAUCUCAGAGUCCAUAGUUACAGUAUACAAUGAAUGGCUGUGUAGAAUACAAACAUUAAAAAUACAUUUAGUUUUGUUACAAAGUCGAAAGCAAUUGGUUAUAUAAACAUGAUCACUUGUAGCAGGUUAAGCCUAUUCCUACUAACCAGUUAUUGGAACAUUUCCUUUGUACUGAAGAUUUUUCUUUGCAUGAAUUCUUGAGAAAAGUUAUCUCAGUGUGUUAAUCACACAAUCUGUAAAUUGUUAACGAUAAUCCAUGGCUCGGCUUGUCAGAUAAAUCAUCAUCCUUACCAAAGGAAUAUUUCAAGGCGUGUCCAUGCCCCAUUAUGUCAGUCUGCACGGUCUUCACAAAUACUGAUUUGCGACAGCACUGAAGGAUUAAAUGCCAUGCUUUUAGAAAUUAAAUUAACAAAAUGGAAGCUGGAAUUUAUUUGGAGAAAAUUAUGCUGACAGUUAACAAUAACAUUUUCCUUGGCUGUUUUUCCACUAAAACAAAAGCUAUAUUUGACAACCUAACUGUACUCUUAUAGCAACAUGAAUGUUCCACAACACAGUGUAAAUGAACAUAUAAACAAAGCAUUUAUCUUGCCAAAACUAAUUAGGAGGAACUGGGAAGUCUGCCUUUUAAAUGCCUGAAUCUUUAUAUAGAUUGCAAUGUGGAGGCUGCAACAUGCUUGAAAAAGCCAAUGCAAGGAAAAGAACACUGUCCUACAAUGACUAACAUUAUCCCACUUUUUGUAUUUUCAUUGUAUUUUCACCCCUUUUCGCAGAUGUUCUGUAAAAAUAGAAAGCGACACUUAUUGUGCACUGGAAAAAUGAUUUAUGUGCAUUUUAUGCUUACCUGAUUCAGACAGACAAUUGUACAAAUUACAUCAUAAUAAACUUGCAUAUUUUGUCUUUGGUGUUUACUGUA
Molecule: messenger RNA, 3849 nt
Organism: Lepisosteus oculatus (spotted gar)
Lineage: Eukaryota; Metazoa; Chordata; Actinopteri; Semionotiformes; Lepisosteidae
Product: 5-hydroxytryptamine receptor 5A-like
Biological process (GO): G protein-coupled receptor signaling pathway, coupled to cyclic nucleotide second messenger; chemical synaptic transmission; adenylate cyclase-inhibiting serotonin receptor signaling pathway
Cellular component (GO): plasma membrane; dendrite
Molecular function (GO): neurotransmitter receptor activity; G protein-coupled serotonin receptor activity; serotonin binding
Source: RefSeq, a predicted model, not a curated record